Messenger RNA from Guillardia theta CCMP2712, 590 nucleotides. RefSeq lists its product as hypothetical. The record is from RefSeq and is a predicted model, not a curated record. Gene Ontology annotation, molecular function: calcium ion binding. Lineage: Eukaryota; Cryptophyceae; Pyrenomonadales; Geminigeraceae. The coding region runs from base 14 to 535 and encodes 173 amino acids. The transcript has 9 exons.
AGGUGCUGGUGAAAUGUCCAAGGAGAGUUCUGUGGCUCCUUGGAUGCCGGAUGUUGACAAGGUCAGAAGUAAGUUCGACCAUUACGACGUGAAUGGAGACGGGGAGCUUGAUGAAGGAGAAUGCAUAGCGCUUGCCAAAGAUCUGAUCGCCAGCUUUCAACUCGGCAAAGUAGAUGAAUCCCAAAUCAAGCAAUGUUCGGAGUCGCUCAUGUCGAGGGUAGAUGGACUGUCCGGGAACCAGGACAACAAGAUUCAAUUCGAAGAAUUCCUUCCCUGGUACAUCCAGGUGGCGGAGGAGCACUGGAGAUUGUUACACCCGAGCACGAAGGAAGCGGCGGCUCACAAACCUCGAGAGGACCGUGAGGGGCAGGACGACGAGAACUACUCGCCUGAGUCUGUCUUGUCCAAGAUCUCCUCUCUACGCGCACAAGUGGCUGAGAUCAGAACCUCCUUGAAGACGUGGGACUCCGAGUUCGAGGAAGAGCUUGAGAAGUGCAUCCAAGAACUGCCUGCCGCUCUGACAGCGCCUGUAUAGACCCGCUCGCAAAUGUACAGAGGAUCUCUAGCUAUCAGUAGAUCUGCCCGAAAUG